UCUCUCUGGGCAGCGCUCUCGGGCAGCCGAUAAUCUAAUGUAUGACCGCGGAGUGUGAAAAAGCGGAGUCCUAACGGGGAUUUUUCUUUUUAAUUUUUUUCCCUGGAUUUGAAACAACAUGGCGGACGUAGUGGAGGGAGAGGACGUGCGCGUGCCCUCCGCGCUGCGCUCUUCACGGCACGGCUCCGGCGGGAACGUUACUGCGGGCCCGCGGCUCGUCCGCAUUAUCAAGUCAGACUCGGGCUACGGCUUCAACGUCCGCGGGCAAGUGAGUGAAGGUGGCCAGCUGCGGAGCAUCAAUGGCGAACUGUACGCGCCGCUGCAACAUGUCAGCGCCGUGCUACCGGGCGGUGCGGCGGACAGAGCCGGGAUCUCCAAGGGCGACCGCAUCCUCGAAGUGAAUGGCGUGAAUGUAGAGGGAGCCACACACAAACAGGUGGUGGAUCUCAUCCGAGCUGGAGAAAGGGAGCUAGUCCUCGCCGUCCUCUCCGUGCCCCAGCCAGAGACGGACAGCCUGGACCCGGGAGACGAUGGCUCAUCCCAGUCCUGCUACGACUACAGCGACAAGCAGGCCGUGCCCAUCUCUGUGCCCACCUAUAAACACGUGGAGCAGAACGGCGAGAGGUUUGUGGUCUAUAAUGUGUAUAUGGCUGGCAGACAGCUCUGCUCCAAGCGCUACAGGGAGUUUGCCAUUCUGCAUCAAAACCUUAAGAAGGAGUUUGCCACUUUUACGUUUCCCAAGCUGCCUGGGAAGUGGCCCUUCUCUUUGUCUGAGCAACAGCUGGACGCCCGAAGGAGGGGACUGGAGGAAUACCUAGAAAGAGUGUGUUCUGUGCGAGUGAUUGGUGAGAGUGAUAUAAUGCAGGAAUUCUUGUCUGAAUCAGAUGAGAACUAUAAUGGAGUCUCCGAUGUAGAGUUGAGGAUAGCCAUGCCGGAUAAAACCACAGUAACUGUCAGAGUUCGAAAGAACUGCACUACAGACCAGGUGUACCAGGCUGUGGUGAUGAAGGUUGGAAUGGACAGUAUUACCGCCAGUUAUUUUGCUCUCUUUGAAGUCAUUAACCACUCAUUUGUGCGGAAAUUGGCUCCGAACGAGUUCCCUCAUAAGCUGUACGUGCAGAACUACACAUCGGCCGUUCCCGGUACCUGCCUCACUCUGCGCAAGUGGCUCUUCACCACUGAGGAGGAGAUCCUGCUGAACGACAACGAGCUCGCCAUCAACUACUGCUUUCACCAGGCACUGGAUGAUGUGAAGAGGGGGUUUAUUAAAGCAGAAGAGAAAUCAUACCAGCUGCAGAAACUGGCUGAACAGAGGAAGGUUUCCAUGUACCUAAGUAUGGUGAGGUCAUGUGAAGGCUACAAUGAGAUCAUCUUUCCUCACUGUGCUUGUGACUCACGCCGCAAAGGCCACGUUAUCACAGCCAUUAGCAUCCGGCACUUCAAACUGCACGCCUGCACUGAAGAGGGCACUCUAGAGAAUCAGGUGAUAGCGUUCGAGUGGGGCGAAAUGCAGAGGUGGGACACUGACGAGGAGGGAAUGGCUUUCUGCUUCGAGUACUCGCGAGGCGAGAAGAAGCCGCGCUGGGUCAAAAUCUUCACUCCAUAUUUUAACUACAUGCACGAGUGCUUCGAGCGGGUCUUCUGUGAGCUCAAAUGGCGGAAAGAGGUUGAAGAGGAAGCGACGGAUAAAGACAAUAAGAACUGUAGUAAAGAUGAAUAUCUUCCAGCUGUUGAGGCACAGAAGGGAUGGAGGCACCUGAGACAGGAGAUUGUCACCCCCUGAACACAAGAUUUUACAUAUACACACACACACACACACACACACACACACACACACACACACACACACAAAUCAGUGCAGACUAAAAACAGGAACAUAAUGGGUCCCAGUCAACGCAGUCUGUCCACUCACACACACUCACACACACUCACACACACUCAGUGGACAUCCAGAAUUAAAGAACUGUCUUCAGACUCACAAAACAAUAGAAAUAAGCAGACUAAAAAUGAGAAUCAAGACUUUUUUCCACGCUUCAUCCCAUCAAAUCGUCAUUGGGAUUCAGCUCAUUUCAGUCUUUCUGUUGGAGGACAUUUUUGAGGUGACCGUUUGCUUGGGAAGAAGGAACUGACAAGGCUUUUCGCUAACACUCCAGAAAUGGGUAAUUAAAGUCUGGAAAAUCCGCGUUAGGACUGAACAUGACCAGCAAGUAUUCUGAUAUGCAAAUACAGGCCAUGCAACACUGGCUCACCAGGAAGAUCGGUCACAUGUAGGGUCGCUGGCAACUACAGUUGGAGUAUUCAUAGACUCUUGUUUUAAGGCAUGUUUCCAUUUCUUUUACUGUUGUCUAAUGACUGUUUGGCUAUAAGUAAUUACAGUAAGAAAGAAAAAAAAACAACAAAUCAUGUUUUUUCUAAAGGCGUUUAGUGUACGGAUGGAACCAGUAGAUGGUGUCAUUUCUUAAUACAUUUCAGAAAAGGUUUGAGGGUAUACACAUAGCUGACUGUUUCUGUCUGACUAAAGAUAAAGUUUGCAUUUUUUAUUUUGUUUUACGUGUAUAUAUAUUAUAAAUUGAGCUGGCCUUUUAAUAAAUAAAUAAAAGCGGCAGUACCUACCUUCUAUUAGAUCGAGAGGUUAGUUCUUGCAGGCAGCUCACAUAAGAAUAUUUUGUAAUGAUGAUUGGGCCGUGCACUACUCCACUCCCCCCCCACCCCCACGCAAUAACACACACGCACAAUUGCAAUGGAUAUAAACUGGGACAUGUUCUAGUAUUGAAAUGACCGACUAUCAACUGGUAUCUUAUCAAAAAAAAAGUUACAUAUUGCAGCUUUAAUAUUUCAUGGCUGCAUAUGGUAUAUUUUAUUUGUUAUAUUUUAUUAUAUAUUUUAUUGUGUGUGUGUGUGUGUGUGUGUGUGUGUGUGUGUGUGUGUGUGUGUGUGUGUGUGUGUAACCUUGAGGCUGAUGUUCAGUAGUCUCUGUUUUGUUUCUGUGUCAUUUAUUCGUUCCUUUUAAACACCAUACAUCCCAUGAAGUCUGAGAUUAUUUGUACAUGUCGGACAAAGAUGCCCAAACCAUUCAUGAAACAUCUGUGUCCGUAGAGACGCAUAGCAGACUGUUUCUGUUGCAUGUCAGUUUAUUAAGAGGAGUAGAAUAUGUUUUUUGGGGUUUUUUAAAAAUUUUUAUUAAAAAAAGGUAAACCAUGCAGGUCUAAAUAAGUAUUAUGAUUUGUGACUCUGUUGCUUCUUCUCAUUACUGCCAUUUGUUUGUUUGUUUGUUUGUUUGGGGGUCAGUUCUUAAAGUCAAUCUCCUUUAGCGCAGGCGCAUAAAAGUUGUUUUGCACUUGUAUUAUCCAUGUGGUUGUGUGAUAAUGAGUGACCUGACAUUUCAGUACUACGUUUUUUGGUUUUGUGUGUGUGGUUUUUUUUGUCCCCCCCCCCUCCCCGUUUCGUUUUGAGGUAUUGAUUGUGCUUCUUAACCUGGUGAAUUAUAUUUUUCCCUUUGUAAAUGUUGAAUUUUGCUGUAUGUUCGCCAUGUUUGUCUCCUAACGACUUUUAUUUAAAUGUCAUACUUUACAGAUGCAGUGUCUACAUUUAAGCAGUCCUUCCAGGAUUUCUCCGCCAUUUUUCAGAAUUACCGCCGAUUUUCCGCAGAUUUGGGCCAAGACGCGUCAUGUGACAUCAUCACAACGCGCAUUCAGUCAAAGCCCUCUUCUAUUCACGUGCAUCGAACAAGAGUAUGGCUGAAAGGUCUCAUUUACCAACAAACGUCACUGCGAAAGACCGUGCAAAACAAUUUCAUGCUAUUGCAGUUUCACCAAUUCAAGUAGUUUUCCGCAACAAAAGCACAGAAAACUCCACAAGUUGCAUCUCGAAUUUUGAAAAAAGUCGCAGCAAAAUCAAGCAUUUUUGGUCGCAACAAUCACAAAAAAAAACUCAGAAAUCCUGUACGGACUGUUUUAAGGUAUUCAUCUUGGCUCCUAGAGAUCUAUCAUUAUCCAGAGUUUAGUUCUAAUUCCAGCUUAACCCUUCUGGUUUUUAUUCAUAUUCAUUAAUACUUAGAGGUGCGUGACAAAUGAAGCAUCAACAUAUGUCGUGGUUGGGUGUUGUGCCACCACGAGCUUCCAGAGCAGCUUAAUGCGUCUUGGCACAGAUUCUACAUACCGAUGAACACCAUUUUCCAAAAUACGUUCCAUGUUGCUUUGAUAUCUCCCAUAUUGAAUUGGUCUGUCGACUGCAGAGGCCAUUACAUCAUUUUCAUACUCCUCAAACCGUUCAGUGAGCUCCUGUGGAUGUGGGAGAAGUCAUCCUAAGACUCCCAUCAGGAUGGAAAUGUUUCAUUGUAGGAUCAAGACGUUCAGUCAGAAGACUUUUGCAUUUACUUGCAGUAAACUUUCUCUGUAAGGAAGCAACUGGAUACAAACCAUACCAGCAAAAUCUAUAAAUGGCCCUCAGCAUAACAGAACCACGGUUUCUCUUUUCAUAUGUCACCCAUCUGUAAACUGUUCAACAUCAUAAGCUCUGCUUUGCUCUGAAUAAGAGGUCUGCCAGAAGUUUGGAUUUCAUUGGUAGACAAAUACAUCAUCUAGGAGUAGGGAAAACAUUAGAUAAUAGCGGGCAGUGGGUCUCUGGGACUAGGGUCGAGAACCACUGACAUAAUCCCUUGUCUGACUGCGUUAUUACAGACGCCCCUUCA
Molecule: messenger RNA, 4690 nt
Organism: Ictalurus furcatus (blue catfish)
Lineage: Eukaryota; Metazoa; Chordata; Actinopteri; Siluriformes; Ictaluridae
Gene: snx27b
Product: sorting nexin 27b
Exons: 14
Coding region: 119-1783 (554 amino acids)
Biological process (GO): intracellular protein transport; signal transduction
Cellular component (GO): early endosome
Molecular function (GO): protein binding; phosphatidylinositol-3-phosphate binding
Source: RefSeq, a predicted model, not a curated record